GGAAGGCCACACUUGUUGGCUAAAUCGAAGACGAUUUCUGAAUACACACGGGCUGCUCCUCACCUCCCAGCCUUCCGCCGCCGCAUCUUCUCCUCACCGCCGUCGACCACCUCUGAAUGUCAAUUUUCGGCUGACCACGACGCCUGCCCCUCUUUUGACACUGCUCGAAGCAGACUCACUGUUGCUUCUGCUUCGAAACCGCCGAAUUUUCCAGCUCGCUGCACCUCCAUGCCGUCCAGAGCCGCGGUGAAUUCCGAUAGAGCAACAUUGGGCGCCCCUAAGGUUAAGCUUCCGAGGCCCAAGCGGGAAAGAGAGAAAGAGUUGAGUUCAGUUCCAGUUCAAUCCCCAGCUUCUUGCGUUUCGCCAACCGUUACUUUAGCUAAUAAGUCUAUAAAUGUCCGAGAAACCCGUGCUUUUACUCAUUCUUGGAUUCUUAUUUUGGUUAACGUCAUUUGUAUUGUGUCUGUAUCACACGCAGUUUAUUUGAGGAGUAUAGUUUAUAAACUUGAGGAUGAGAAUGCCAGGCUUCAAAAGUUAUCAUGUAGACAUAGAAAUACCUUUAACAAUGGCAGCAUAGGCGAUCCUGAGCUUGAAAAUACUCCUUCUACUCCAUUGUACUUUGGAGAUGCUGAGAGUAGAGCAGCUGCUCUGUAUGCAGUAGUUUUUACCCUAAUUAUGCCAUUUCUGCUGUACAAGUAUCUUGAUUGGUUGCCACAAAUGAUGAACCUCCCAAAUCUAACAAUGGUUAACCAGGAGGAGAUUCCAUUCAAAAAAAGGAUUGCUUAUAUGGUUGAUGUGUGUUUCUCAAUUUACCCUUACGCCAAGCUCUUGGCACUUCUCUUUGCCACUUUCUUUCUAAUUGGAUAUGGAGGGUUGGCAUUGUACGCUGUGAGUGAUAAGAGCUUUACCGAGUCUAUUUGGCUCUCUUGGACCUUUGUAGCAGACUCGGGGAGUCAUGCUGACAUGGCAGGCAUAGGGUCAAGGUUGGUUUCGGUUCUCAUAACUUCAGGCGGCAUGCUUAUAUUUGCCAUGAUGCUUGGACUUGUUUCAGAUGCUAUAUCGGAGAAGGUGGAUUCUCUACGGAAAGGCAAAAGCGAGGUCAUUGAAAGCAAUCAUAUUCUUAUUCUUGGAUGGAGUGAUAAAUUGGGGUCACUGUUGAAACAGUUAGCCAUUGCAAAUAUGAGCACUGGCGGCGGAGUUGUUGUUGUGCUUGCAGAAAGAGACAAAGAAGAAAUGGAGAUCGACAUAUCAAAGCUAGAAUUUGACUUCAUGGGAACUUCAGUUAUUUGCAGGAGUGGCAGUCCUCUCAUACUUGCUGACUUAAAGAAGGUGUCAGUCUCAAAGGCACGUGCCAUCAUUGUCUUAGCUUCUGAUGAGAAAGCUGAUCAGAGUGAUGCGCGUGCUUUGAGGGUUGUGCUCAGCCUCGUAGGCGUGAAGGAAGGGUUGAGGGGUCAUGUUGUUGUGGAGAUGAGUGAUCUUGACAGUGAACCCUUGGUGAAGCUUGUUGGUGGAGAUCUUGUCGAAACAGUUGUUGCACAUGAUGUCAUUGGACGGUUGAUGAUCAAGUGUGCUCUCCAGCCUGGCCUUGCACAGAUAUGGGAAGACAUCCUAGGGUUUGAAAAUGCUGAGUUUUACAUUAAGAGAUGGCCACAACUGGAUGGUCUAUGUUUCAGAGAUGCACUUACUUCUUUCUCAGAUGCAAUUCCCUGUGGAGUUAAGGAUGCUGCAGAUGGUGGGAAAAUAAUCAUAAACCCUGAUGACGAUUAUGUAUUAAAAGAAGGUGAUGAGAUCCUUGUUAUAGCUGAGGAUGAUGAUACGUAUACCCCAGCUCCCUUGGAAGAGGUGCAUAGAGGCAUUUUCCCUAGAAUGAGUGACCCUCCAAAAUUUCCAGAGAGAAUACUAUUCUGUGGUUGGAGGCGAGACAUUGAUGAUAUGAUAAUGGUAUUAGAAGCACUCCUGGCUCCAGGGUCAGAGCUGUGGAUGUUUAAUGAGGUUGUUGAGAAAGAUAGAGAAAGGAAGCUUACUGAUGGCAGUCUGGAUAUUUCACAAUUAGUGAACAUUAAACUUAUCCAUCGUGAGGGGAAUGCUGUAAUCAGACGUCAUUUAGAGAGUCUUCCUCUAGAAACCUUUGAUUCCAUAUUAAUUCUUGCAGAUGCAUCUCUUGGAGACUCCAUUGUUCAUUCUGAUUCGCGGUCUCUUGCGACCCUCCUCCUCAUCCGAGACAUUCAGUCAAAACGUCUUCCGUAUAAAAAUUCCAAACCAGUUCCUCUACGUCAUGCUGCUUUCUGUCAGAGCUUGUGGAUCCGUGAAAUGCAACAAGCUUCUGACAAGUCAAUAAUUAUAAGCGAGAUAUUGGACUCAAGGACUAGAAACCUUGUGUCGGUUUCUAGGAUCAGUGACUAUGUGCUAUCUAAUGAGCUGGUGAGCAUGGCACUGGCUAUGGUAGCCGAAGACAAACAAAUAAAUCGGGUCCUCGAAGAACUCUUUGCAGAAGAGGGAAAUGAAUUGUGUAUCAAGCCUGCAGAGUUUUAUUUAUAUGACAAGGAAGAACUCUGUUUCAUUGAUAUAAUGGUACGAGGCCGGCAAAGGCAUGAGAUUGUGAUCGGAUACCGCCUUGCUGCCACAGAGCGGGCCAUUAUUAACCCUGCCAACAAGUCACAGUGCCGCAAGUGGUCCAUCGAUGAUGUUUUUGUUGUUCUCUCAUCUGGAGAUUCAUAAUAUCACACGUUGCAUGCUUUACUGCAUCAAUAUACACUCACCUCGUGAAAUUAUCACUUUUCCCUCACUUUAGGUAUCAUCAAGUAAAUCCCCCAAGGGUGUAUAUAUAACCUAUGUGUACCACUUUGCCCUCUAGCAUUUCUCUUGGCUUGCAUGCUAGGCUUGUAGCAGUAGCUUCACUCCAAGAUAAGUAGGCAUCCAAACAACAGUCCCAUUUUUGCAGUCCACUGACUCCUACUACAAGCUUUAGAUGUAGUUCAGUUAUUCAUUUGCUUCCCUUACACUCUGUAUGUACUUCAUAAUGUAACGUUUUGAUGUCACAGCUAGUUUCCUUCUCCAACUAUACUAAUUCUAAACCCU
This is a messenger RNA of Cuscuta europaea, 3078 nucleotides long. Lineage: Eukaryota; Viridiplantae; Streptophyta; Magnoliopsida; Solanales; Convolvulaceae. The record is from the annotation of a GenBank genome assembly.